Ahaetulla prasina is the source of this 3569-nucleotide messenger RNA. It is a transcript of the gene PCTP, whose product is annotated as phosphatidylcholine transfer protein. Gene Ontology annotation, molecular function: phosphatidylcholine binding; phosphatidylcholine intramembrane carrier activity. The transcript has 6 exons. NCBI's taxonomy places the organism in Eukaryota, Metazoa, Chordata, Lepidosauria, Squamata, Colubridae. The record is from RefSeq and is a predicted model, not a curated record. The coding region runs from base 2257 to 2682 and encodes 141 amino acids.
GUUAUGACUGCUGCCCCUGCAGUCAUAUUUCAGGCACUUGGCAACCUGUUUGCUCUUAUGAUUGAUUGCUAAAUUCCUUGUGAUCAUGUGAUUGUUAUUUGCAAUUUUCUCUGCUGGCUUCUUCAGAAAGUCAUUGGAGAAUCUGGCAGGCUGGAGAAAGGAAGCUCUGCUCUUUAUGAUCUGAAUUUCCUUUCCCCACCCUGCCACUGCAAUUCCCUUCUGUGCACAGAGAUGAGUUGCCCGCUGUCCUUUGGUAAGCAGCUCUUUCACUCCGUCCACUUAACAAGCCAUGUAGUUGCCCAAUGAAGAGCUGGGAUUGCAUUUGUUGAGUGAAGCAAUCAUGUGGACAUCUUGCUUAAUGAUUAUUUUGCCCAAUGACCAAAACUCUGGUCCCAAUUGUGACUGUAAGUUGAGGACUACCAGUACUAUAGCAACAUUGCCCUUUGGCAUAAAAUUUAUAUAACCAAUUGACUAUGACUACUUGUUAACUACUGUUAUUUAAGGUAACAGAGCUAUUCCCUAACAAGAUAUUCACCAGAAUAGUUUUAACUACUGACAAAUUUCUUAAAGUACCAUAUAAUAUGAAUAGUCUUCAUUUACAAAUUGCAAGUGGGAUAGUAACUCAGUUAUUAAGUGGGGCAACCACUAGGUGCAAUCACAACUGUGGUUUUGAUCUUCCUUCAGCUUUCCUUUGAUUUACAGACCUGUGAAGGUCAUAAAUAUGAGGUUUGGUCAUAAAAAUAUUUUUUCAUCACUAUUGUAAUUGUAAAUGGUUGCUAUCCAAGACAAUCACUGAACAAUGACCACUUGUAUGUGCUUCUGUGUUCAAAUAAAACUAUAGAACAUAUUUGAUAUUAUUGCACUGCCCUACUUCUGUCCAUGGCAAAUCGAGGAAACUAUGUUAUUUAUUUGUAGCCCCCCUUUAUUAUUUUUACAACUCACUCAUUCAUAUCCAACAAACCUUCCACCUCGUUUUCCCCACAACAACCUGUGAGGUGAGUUGGACUGAGGGAGAGUGACCAGCCCAAGCUCACCAGUUGGCUUUCAUGGCUAAGGUGGGACUAGAACUCACCAUCUCCUGGUUUUUAGUUUCAUGCCUUAACCACUAGACCAAGCUGGUGCUUUUUGGUCCAAUUCAGUCAACAUUUAAUAUUUGAUGAAUUCAGAUGGGGGGGCCAUACUAUGGAAGCUGGCAAGCUUUGCUCAAGUAACGAAACCCAUUAAUGAUUUUAUUGAAAUUAUUAACUUUUUACUUUUCUAGUUAAUGUAGAAAUAUUGCCCUGUAUGUUUUGGUUACUCUUACAGAUUCUGAUGUAUUUUAAUUAUGAUUGGUUAUGUUUUUACUUAACUUUCAUACUGAUUAUUAUAUUCUGUUGUGGUUGAAACAAUAAACAAAAUGAACUCGCUUAGAGCUCCACACUGUUCUAAUUAACUCUGAGCAGAUUACAAUUUUUCUUCACAGCAAUGAACUUAUCUAUAUAAACCCUAACAAUAUAAUAGGUAAAAUGAGCUCUUUAAAAAAAUCCUCAUUAACAAGCAUCCACAUUAUCACAUUAAUAAUAAAAUUUCCUGGUGUUUCUUCCAUCUCCAGGGGCGGAUAAUCACAGUCUCUUUCUAUCCCUGUGGAAAAGCCAGGUCCUUGCAGUCCUCCAAAAUAUCCAGAGAUGGGGGGGGAGUCCAUCUUGACUUCUUGGGGUUAGCUCCUCUAUAGGAAAAAGACAUAAAUGGAUGAGAUGUUCACAUUCCUUCACAAUUUCAGGACCUUUAAAGCUUUGGCUGCCCUGGCCUAAAAGUCUGCUCAGUUUCGGUGUUAUAUUUUCUUUGGAUUCAGCAGCUGUUAAGCAUUUCUUAGACUUCUAAAAAACCCCUCUGAACCUUUAUUGCCCUUCACUGACAUGACAGCCUGAAAUAUGGAACAAGCCAAUCCACAUUUUAGCCUUGUCACUUAUGGAAACUCAAGCCGUGUGGUUAGUUUAUGGUUGCAUAUGUCAUACAAGACGCAGAAUCGGAUUAACCGAGAGAGAGGAGUGUGUCAUGGGAACAGAGUCCGUCAAAAGUGAUUCUUAGGCAAAGUGUCUGACUGAAAUACCAUGACCCGUUUGGCAAUUAUUCUUGGAUGAAAGGAGCUACUUAGAUCUGUUGUACUGUUGGCUUUCGGCCCAGUUUACAGACCGUGCAAGGAAAUCAGGGCUGUAUGAAUAUAAAAUCUACAGCAAACUUACUGAUUGUUCCCCGGAGCUAUGUGCUGAUGUUUAUAUGGACUUAAACUACAGAACAAAAUGGGACCAAUAUGUUAAAAAUGUACGUGAGAAAACUCAGGAUGGCAAAACAGCUAUCUACUGGGAAGUGAAGUUCCCCUUCCCCUUGGCAAACAGAGAUUAUGUUUUUGUUCGUGAGCGUCAAGAUAUGGAGCUUGAUGGGCAGAAGAUCUAUGUUAUAUUGGCUAAAAGUGUGAAUACUGUUAAAUUCUCAGAAAAGCCUGGGAUUGUUAGAGUAAAGAAUUUUAGACAAGGUGUGGCCUUUGCAAGUGAUGGCAAGAAAGGGUGCAAAGUUUUCAUGACCUAUUUUGAUGAUCCUGGUGGAAAGCUUCCUUCGUGGGUUGUCAACUGGGCAGCUAAGACUGGAGUUCCCAACUUCUUGAAAGACAUGCAGAAAGCUUGCCAGAGUUAUCGUAAGAGAUAAACAGCUCUUUGUAUUCAAUCUGAAGGACUGAUAGAUAUACUUUCCAAAAUUGGUCAUCAAUGUGGAUAUAGACAUCACUGAAUAACAGCUGCCUUUGAGGAUGGUAAUCAUGAGCCAUGGAAGCUUCCAGGCAUAUGAUAAUGGAACUUAUUAAACUUUUCAUUUUCCAGUCACGCCUUUCUUUUAAUUUUGAUGGCUUGAAAACACAGUGAAAGUGUUUGUGUCUCUCAACAUAACCUAAUAAUCUUCUUUGAGCUAAACUCUGAUGUGACAUGUUACCUUGACAUCAGAGGCCGGAGAAAUUGAGCCAGCGGUGGAAUCAGUGCUGGGUUAAAGAGUUGAAUACACAGAGCUUAUCCCACGAAUUAAACCUGUUGGAGCAACUCAGUACUUUGAACUCAAGUCACUGCUUCUUUUUCUAAUAUCAGCUUCAAAUAGAGAAAUCUAUUCUAUAUUUCUUUCACUCAAAAAGGCUGUUGACCCUCGAAGCCAAUUUCCUCAUGACAUGAGCAUCUUCCACAGGCAUCCAUAGGAUCCAAUCCUAUCAACAAAGCAAUAUAAAAAGUAUGGUAUAAUGCAAGCUGCGCCUCUUUCUUACUUUUGUGCAACUUCAUAAUGCACCUAUAUAAGGUGCAGAGCUUAUAUAAUAACUUUCAAUCUUGCUUUUGUCAUUGCCUUCAUUGACUCCCCUCCCCCCCCAGUCUAUGUACCUUUAAGAGCAGCAAGAAUAAAUAGAGCAUAUUUUUAUCCAUUGUCCUCAGCAAAGAAAGAUCAUAUAGACUAGUGCAUAUUGGAAAGCUAUACCCACACAUAUAUUAAUGAAAUUAUGCCUAAAUCUAAUACACUGUGUUGGUGCAACUUAGGAAAAUCAUGAACAAAAAAGUGAG